Columba livia (rock pigeon) is the source of this 1209-nucleotide messenger RNA. Its product is annotated as syntaxin-3-like. The record is from RefSeq and is a predicted model, not a curated record. Gene Ontology annotation, molecular function: SNARE binding; SNAP receptor activity. Gene Ontology annotation, biological process: synaptic vesicle fusion to presynaptic active zone membrane; intracellular protein transport; exocytosis. The transcript has a single exon. Lineage: Eukaryota; Metazoa; Chordata; Aves; Columbiformes; Columbidae. The coding region runs from base 147 to 1064 and encodes 305 amino acids. Gene Ontology annotation, cellular component: endomembrane system; plasma membrane; SNARE complex.
UCACGGUUGGGGCGGUGGGGUCCGGCUGACGCAGGGUGGCCUGGCCGCCUCCGGAAAUAUUUGCUCUAGAGCCAGGAGGGACGGUUCUUCCAGCUCCCGCUGACGCAGGGAGCUCCUUGGGCCUCACGCUUCCCCUCCGCCGGCCGAUGCCCCACGGAUGGUGCCCGGUGCGGAGCAUGAGGGACCGGCUGGCCGAGCUGCGGCGGCGCGCUGCGGCCGAGGGGGAUGCGCACAACGAAGCCACGUGCUUCGACAACCCGGCGUUCGGAGGGGACGACAGCAGCCCCGUGGGGCGGGUGCUGCGGGAGGCGGCUGAGCUGUGGCGGGCGCUGGAGCGGCUGGAGCAGCUCUCGGAGAGUGUUGAGAGGACGCAGCAGGCGCUGCUGUGCUGCACCUCGCGGGAGAGCAGUGCCUGGGAGAAGCGGGGGCUCAGCGUCGCCAGAGCCGCCUUUGCCCGCGAGGCCGUGGCCCUGCAGCCCCGGCUGGGCUCCCUGCCCCUGGCACCGGGGUCAGGGACGGGGCGAGCAGGUCCCCGAAUCCACCAGACGCAGCUGUGGCUGCUGCUGCGGCGGUACCGUGCUGUCCUUGCCCUCCACUACGCCCGUGAGAGCCACUACCGGCAGCGGCUGAAGGAGCAGAUUGAGCGCCAGGCGGAGCUGGCAGGUGUCGAGCUGGGGACUGAGGACUUAGAGCAGCUGGCCGAGAGCCCCGAGGCACCUCGCAUCGUGGGCCGGGACCUGGAGGAGCUCAAGGCCAAGGAGAACUUGAGCUUGGCCCAGGUGCGCCAGCGGCAGCUGCUGGAGCUGGAGGCGCAGCUGGCGGAGCUGCACGGGCUCUUCCUGCGGCUGGAGGGGCUGCUGGCCGAGCAGCACGGAGCUGCCGACAGCGUGGAGCUCCACGUCCUGCGCACCCUUGACUACGCCGCUCAGACCGGCGACGAGGUGAAGAAAGCCUUCGCCUACCGGCGGCCGUCGCGGCUCUCGGCGCUGCUGGCGGCCGCGCUCAGCCUCUGCGCCUGCUGCGCCUGCCUGCCCGGCCCCGGCGGGACCCUCCGACGGGCCUGAGGACUCUACAGCAGCUCUCGUGGAUUUUCCCCAUGCCUGUGCAAGAAAUGGUGGCCUCAGAGCCUGUUGCUGUCCUCUGAUUCUUGCAUGGCAGUGCAGGGACCACUCGCACCGUGGGAAAUGGUGUGGGGACUGUGCACACCUU